UCCGCUGGAUAUUUAUUGUCCCACCUUUGAAACUUCACUCGGGAUAAUAUUUAACAGAAAAGUCGCUGCCUGCGCACACCUUCCCUCCGCGCGCGACUCUGUGGAUGGAGUAGAGAUUUACUUCACCCAAAAAGCGCACGACAAAUAUGGCUUCCUUAGUUGCUAAAGUGAUCCUCGGACUCUUCGGGCUUACGGUGGUCGUCGUCUUGAUUGCGGUGCCCACGGCCAUAUUUUUGAACAACAAAGAUGCAGACCAAACAAACAAGAGGUUGUUCACCCUGGAAGACGUCUUCAACAGCUCACUGAGCCCAAAGUCCUUCAACAUGAGGUGGAUCUCAGAUUAUGAGUAUCUGCAUAAAACAAAUGGGACAGUCUUCCGAUACAAUGCCAGUAACGGCCAAUCUUCAGAGUUCAUACAAAGUGCAACUUUUAAACAAGUUGGUGCCUAUGAUUACCUGCUGUCUGCAGAUCACAGAUAUGUUGCCUUCAUGAGCAACUAUUCGAAGGUGUGGCGCCACUCGUUUAGAGCUUCAUAUUCUCUGUAUGACCUGGAAAAAUCAGAAUUUGUCAGUGGCUCAGACAUUCCUCCUGACAUCCAGUAUUUUGCCUGGGCUCCGGAAGGGACCAAACUGGCUUUUGUUUGGUCCAACAAUGUGUAUGUGAUGAACAGCCCCGAUAGUCAACCACAGCAAGUCACUAACACUGGAAAGGAGAACAAAGUCUUCAACGGCAUCCCAGACUGGGUGUAUGAGGAGGAGAUGUUUUCAUCCAGUCGGGGUCUCUGGUGGUCACCCAGCGGACAAUUUGUGGCUUUUGCUGAGUUCAACGAUAAAGGUGUCCACACUAUAGAGUACUCCUGGUAUGGGGAAGAUCAGUACCCAAGAACUGUUGUCAUCCCUUAUCCAAAGCCAGGUACUCCAAAUCCCAUUGUUAAGCUGUUUGUAGUGAACACAACUAAUUUAACGGACAUUACAGAAGUCGUUGUUCCAAGAGAGAUUGGCUCAAGUGACCAUUAUUUAGCCACUGUUACGUGGGUGACAGAUCAGCGCAUUGCCGUUCAGUGGCUGAAUAGAAUGCAAAACCACCUCAUCCUGCAGAUCUACAAUUUCAACAUGUCCAGCUGGACUCCUGACGAGAUGCAUGAAGAAAAGAGCACCGCAUGGAUAGGACGGUUCUCACCUCCACCACCAGUUUUUGCUGCUGACAAGAAGAGCUACUACCUGCUGAUGAGCAACACCAAAGGAUACAAACACAUUCAUCAUGUGACUAAGGGUGUGGCAAUGGCAAUCACUGAGGGAGAAUGGGAAGUUAUUAGCAUCCUGAAAGUAACUGAAGAUGCUGUAUAUUAUUCCAGUAACCAAGAUGGAGAAAGGCCAGGAGGAAGGAAUGUUUACAAGUACCUACUAGCAGAAAACAAGGCCAAAUGUCUAACUUGUGAGAUAGACAAGGAAAACUGUCAGUAUAAUUCUGCCGACUUCAGCCACAAUUCAUCAUUCUAUCAUCUGCACUGCAGAGGUCCUGGCAUUCCGUACUAUUCUCUGAUGGAUAACGUUAACUCUACAGAGGUGAAAGUUCUGGAAGACAAUAAUAUCUUUCGCAGCCGGAUAUCUGAGAUCCAAAUGCCGACUGUGCAACGUGGCACCAUCAGACUGGGACAAUACGAUCUUUGGUACCAGAUGGUUUUGCCUCCAGGUUUUGUUGAAUCCAAGAAGUACCCCUUACUGAUAGAUGUGUACGGCGGCCCUUGUAGUCAGGAAGUGAAUUAUCUCUACAGAGUAAGUUGGUCCACCUAUCUGGCCAGCACUGAGAAAAUCAUCGUCGCCAGUUUUGAUGGAAGAGGAAGUGGUUACCGAGGCGACAAGUUAAUGCAUGAAAUCUACAAACGCCUGGGAACCUAUGAGGUGGAAGAUCAGAUAACAGCAGCCAGGGAAUUCAUUAGAUGGUCUUACAUUGAUGAAGAAAGAGUUGCUAUUUGGGGCUGGUCCUAUGGUGGAUAUGUAACAUCGAUGGUACUGGGAGCUGGAACUGGAGUUUUUAAGUGUGGAAUUGCAGUUGCUCCAGUCUCAAAGUGGGAAUAUUAUGAUUCCAUCUACACUGAGCGCUACAUGACUGAGCCUUCACAAAAUGCUCUGUUCUACAGUAAUUCAACAGUAAUGGAGAGGGCCAUGAAUUUUCACUCAGUGCAAUAUCUUCUGGUUCAUGGAACAGCGGAUGACAAUGUUCAUUUUCAGCAGGCAGCACAAAUCUCCAAAGCUUUAGUCGACGAGCAGGUGGACUUUGAGGCAAUGUGGUACACCGAUGAGGAUCACGGUCUGGGCGGCUCGGCCCAUCAACACGUCUACACUCACAUGAGCCGCUUUCUGCUGAAGUGCUUUGCAUAAAUCUCACGGCUCUCCGAGAUCUACAUCUCCUCAUGUGACC
Messenger RNA from Thalassophryne amazonica, 2421 nucleotides. RefSeq names its product dipeptidyl-peptidase 4 (gene dpp4). Lineage: Eukaryota; Metazoa; Chordata; Actinopteri; Batrachoidiformes; Batrachoididae. The transcript has 26 exons. The record is from RefSeq and is a predicted model, not a curated record. Gene Ontology annotation, molecular function: serine-type endopeptidase activity; dipeptidyl-peptidase activity. Gene Ontology annotation, biological process: proteolysis. Bases 147 to 2381 code for a protein of 744 amino acids.